Molecule: messenger RNA, 559 nt
Organism: Ficedula albicollis (Collared flycatcher)
Lineage: Eukaryota; Metazoa; Chordata; Aves; Passeriformes; Muscicapidae
Product: histone H2A type 2-B
Exons: 1
Coding region: 1-381 (126 amino acids)
Biological process (GO): DNA damage response
Cellular component (GO): nucleosome
Molecular function (GO): DNA binding; protein heterodimerization activity; structural constituent of chromatin
Source: RefSeq, a predicted model, not a curated record
AUGUCCGGGCGCGGGAAGCAGGGCGGGAAGGCGCGCGCCAAGGCCAAGUCGCGCUCGUCGCGGGCCGGGCUGCAGUUCCCCGUGGGCCGCGUGCACCGGCUGCUGCGCAAGGGCAACUACGCGGAGCGCGUGGGCGCCGGCGCCCCGGUGUACCUGGCGGCCGUGCUGGAGUACCUGACGGCCGAGAUCCUGGAGCUGGCGGGCAACGCGGCCCGCGACAACAAGAAGACGCGCAUCAUCCCCCGCCACCUGCAGCUCGCCAUCCGCAACGACGAGGAGCUCAACAAGCUGCUGGGCGGCGUGACCAUCGCCCAGGGCGGCGUCCUGCCCAACAUCCAGGCCGUGCUGCUGCCCAAGAAGACGCAGAGCUCCAAGAAGUGAGCGCUGCCCCCCCUCCCCGUCCCCCUGCCCCCAUUUCCCUUCUCACCACUGCCUCACCUCUCCUCCCAGUGGGGCUGGGGUUCCCCGUCCUUCCCCUCAGCCCGGGCUGGGUGGUGAGACCUGGCAGCACCCCACCAGCCCUUCACUAGCCCCCCCGGCCUCGGCUGUGGCAUGAUGC